CGCGCCGGAGUGGAGGGCCCCUCACUGCCGGAAGCGGAAAUAGCUCCCGGUGCCGCCUCUGUAACCUUAACUGCCACCGCGAUGCCGAAAGGGCCUAAGCUGCAGCCGCCGGAGCCCGAGUGGAUCGGGGACGGAGAGAGCACGAGCCCCUCAGACAAAGUCGUGAAGAAAGGGAAGAAGGACAAGAAGACCAAAAAGACGUUCUUCGAAGAGCUGGCAGUAGAAGAUAAGCAGGUUGAGGAGGAAGAGAAAGUGCCCAAGGAGAAGGAGCAGCAACAGCAGCAGCAGCAGCAGCCAAAAAAGAAACGAGACACCCGAAAAGGCCGACGGAAGAAGGAUGUGGAUGAUGAUGGAGAGGAGAAGGAGCUCCUGGAGCGAUUUAAGAAGCUUUCAGUGCCAGCCAGCGAUGAGGAGGAUGAAGUUCCUGUCCGGGUACCCCGAGGAGGGAAGAAAACCAAGGGUAAUGUUUUUGCAGCCCUGAUUCAGGAUCAGAGUGAGGAAGAGAAGGAGGAAGAUGAACAUCCUCCUAAGCCUGCCAAGCCAGAGAAGAAUCGGAUCAAUAAGGCUGUGUCUGAGGACCAGCAGCCCAAGGGCAAAAAGGGAAAGGAAGAGAAGUCAAAGGGGAAUGCCAAGCCUCAAAAUAAAUUUGCUGCUCUGGACGAUGAAGAGGAGGAGGAAGAAGAGGAAAUAAUAAAAGAAAAGGAGCCACCCAAACAAGGGAAGGAGAAGGCCAAGAAGGCAGAGCAGGGUUCAGAGGAGGAAGGAGAAGAAGAAGGGGAGUCUAAGGCUAAUGAUCCCUAUGCUCACCUUAGCAAAAAGGAGAAGAAGAAGCUAAAGAAACAAAUGGAGUAUGAGCGCCAGGUAGCUUCAUUAAAAGCAGCCAAUGCUGCUGAAAAUGAUUUCUCUGUGUCUCAAGCGGAGGUGUCCUCCCGCCAAGCCAUGUUAGAAAAUGCAUCUGACAUCAAGCUGGAGAAGUUCAGCAUCUCAGCCCAUGGCAAGGAGUUAUUUGUCAACGCAGACCUGUACAUUGUAGCCGGCCGCCGCUACGGGCUUGUGGGACCCAACGGCAAGGGCAAGACCACUCUCCUCAAGCAUAUCGCCAACCGAACCUUGAGCAUCCCUCCGAACAUCGACGUUCUGCUAUGUGAGCAGGAGGUCGUGGCGGAUGAGACACCAGCUGUGCAGGCUGUUCUCCGAGCCGACACCAAGAGACUGAAGCUGCUGGAAGAGGAGCGACGGCUUCAGGGCCUGCUGGAGCAGGGGGAUGACACUGCUGCUGAGAGGCUGGAGAAGGUAUAUGAGGAGUUGCGGGCUACUGGGGCAGCAGCUGCAGAGGCCAAAGCCAGACGGAUCCUGGCUGGUCUGGGCUUUGACCCUGAAAUGCAGAACCGGCCGACACAGAAGUUCUCAGGGGGCUGGCGCAUGCGUGUCUCCCUGGCCAGGGCACUGUUCAUGGAGCCCACGCUGCUGAUGUUGGAUGAGCCCACUAAUCAUCUGGACCUCAAUGCUGUCAUCUGGCUCAAUAACUACCUCCAGGGCUGGCGGAAGACGUUACUCAUCGUCUCUCAUGACCAGGGCUUCCUGGAUGAUGUGUGCACUGAUAUAAUCCAUCUUGAUGCCCAGCGACUCCAUUACUAUAGGGGCAAUUAUAUGACCUUCAAGAAGAUGUACCAGCAAAAGCAGAAGGAACUGCUGAAGCAGUAUGAAAAGCAGGAGAAAAAGCUAAAGGAGCUAAAGGCAGGUGGCAAAUCCACCAAGCAAGCGGAGAAGCAAACAAAGGAAGCCCUGACUCGAAAGCAGCAGAAAUGCCGACGGAAAAACCAGGAUGAGGAAUCUCAGGAGGCCCCCGAGCUUCUGAAGCGCCCCAAGGAGUACACUGUGCGCUUCACUUUUCCCAACCCCCCACCACUCAGCCCUCCGGUGCUGGGUCUGCAUGGUGUGACAUUUGGCUAUGAGAGCCAGAAACCACUCUUUAAGAAUCUGGAUUUUGGCAUCGACAUGGACUCAAGGAUCUGUAUCGUUGGCCCUAAUGGCGUAGGGAAGAGCACCCUGCUUCUGCUGCUGACCGGCAAGCUGACACCGACUUGUGGGGAAAUGAGAAAGAACCACCGGUUGAAAAUUGGCUUCUUCAACCAGCAGUAUGCAGAGCAGCUGCGCAUGGAGGAGACGCCCACUGAGUACCUGCAGCGGGGCUUCAACUUGCCCUACCAGGAUGCCCGGAAGUGCUUGGGCCGCUUUGGCCUUGAGAGUCACGCCCACACCAUCCAGAUCUGCAAACUUUCUGGUGGGCAGAAAGCCCGAGUUGUGUUUGCAGAGCUGGCCUGUCGGGAGCCUGAUGUCCUCAUCUUGGACGAGCCCACCAAUAACUUGGACAUCGAGUCAAUCGAUGCUCUGGGGGAGGCCAUCAAUGAAUACAAGGGUGCUGUCAUCGUCGUCAGCCACGAUGCCCGACUCAUCACAGAAACCAACUGCCAGCUGUGGGUGGUGGAGGAGCAGAGUGUUAGCCAGAUUGACGGUGACUUUGAGGACUACAAGCGGGAGGUGUUGGAGGCCCUGGGUGAAGUCGUGGUCAGCCGAUCCCGAGAGUGAGCUGUCCUUCCUGGAAGCCCCGGAAUAUAAGCUUGUGUGGCCUGGAAGUCCCCUGUUGUCUCCCUCUCUCCACUUGGAAGCCUGCCUCUCAUCUGCAGCCAACCCAGCAACCACUCAGACACAUGAAGGCAGAGCAUGGUCUUGAUGUGUCCAGGAUUCCACUUCAAUUUCUUCCUUUUCUCUGGAAAACUUGUCUCUUCUGCUUUCUUUAGACAACUGAGCUGGCCUUAUCCUUGACAUCCCUCUCUUCAAACAGAGGUGUUUCUUGGGGGGGUUCCAGCAGUCAAGCCUACAUGGCCAGUUGUCUCAAGACUGUCAUCAUUCAGAAUCCUGCCUCUGGUCCACCUUAAAUCUUCAGGCCCAGCGGCCUGCCCUGGCCUUUGAGUGGUUCUGCUCUUUCAUGGUGGAUUUUAUGCAGACCUCCUGAUACAAACAGCUAUUGCAAACUGGGCCUGGAGAGUUCUGAGGCCUGCACUGUUAACCAUCCCAGAGUUUGGUGUCUGCAGUCUCUUGUCUGGUUGGGAGCAGCUUGGGGGCAGGAAAGGAAUGCUGCUCAACUUGAAUCGCCCUUUACAAGGGCAAGACAUUAAAAAAAAGAGUUGCUGCCAA
This is a messenger RNA of Manis javanica (Malayan pangolin), 3198 nucleotides long. It is a transcript of the gene ABCF1, whose product is annotated as ATP binding cassette subfamily F member 1. The record is from RefSeq and is a predicted model, not a curated record. NCBI's taxonomy places the organism in Eukaryota, Metazoa, Chordata, Mammalia, Pholidota, Manidae. Gene Ontology annotation, molecular function: ATP hydrolysis activity; ATP binding.